CGUCUUUCUUUUGAAACGCCUAGGGUUUCUUCUCUCUCUAUAUUCAGUGCGAUUCAAACUUCACAAACCCUAACCCCCUUUAAAAAUCACCACCGCCAAGAACAACCCGCUCCUUUCAUUCGCAUACUAGGGUUUCCAACUUUUAGCGUCUUCUCCAAGCUUCCUCUCUCAAUCUCAAACGUCUGACAAGGUAUCUUCAUUAGGCAUCUUCAUGAUCAACACCGUUUCUUCUCAAUUGAUGGAGAAUACAUGUUCUUAUUGCUACCAUAUAAUCCGUGCUAGCAAUCAGAUCUACACAGGUAUGGUUCAUAUUUUUUUACUUUAUUUUUCAAAUUGUUUUUCUAUGUUAUAUAACCAGCCGGUUUUAGGGUUUUUAAGGCUUAUUGCAACAGGUGAAAUCUCACGCUCGAUUUAUAAAGGUUCGGUGUUAUCACUUAUCUCAAAUACAUUUUUGUAGUCGGCUUCAAAGAUCUUCAGCAUAAUGAUUCUAGCAAGUUUCAAUUUUAGGGUUAAUUGCUAACUAGGGUUAGUUAAAUGUUUUGAUUUUUAUUCGUUUUCUCUGAUGCAUAUACCUGAUGAAAAUAGGGUACCUAAAACUAUAUCAGCAUUCUGAGUGUGUUUAAUGUUAUAACUAAGUAUUGGAUGUAACAUGAGACCACUUGAGUAAUCGUUUAACUAAUUAAUAUAGCUUGUAUUUGUGAACACAGUUGAAGAUAGUUUUGAUACUCAGAUUGGAGACUAAUAUCACUUAAAGGGCACUUUCCUUUUUAUGUAAAAAAAAAUAUAUAUAUACAUGACUACUGGGAAAAGUUGAUUAAACUUUAACACAACAAAAAGCAAGUGCAACCAACAAUCGGUUACCACACCUAUUUAACUGCAUAUUAGUACUUCAUAGGUUUCGGUAUGUCUUAUAUGAUCUAAAUAUUGAUUUUAAUUAUUUUUUACUCACCUAUAAUGUAAUGGAUUAGAAAAAGAUUGCUUUCAUUAGUGAGUUUGAUGUAUUAAAAAAUAUCAUCAAAAUAUAAACAUUAUUUGACAAUAUUAUAUAAUAAUGUUCAAAAGUUCUAAAACUUAAUGUUUCAAAUACCAAAGACUUUAAAUCUUUGACUUUUUAUUCGGGUUAUGAAUUUCGGGUUGGGUUGUUUGGGUUUUUGGCUGGGAAAAAGUGACUCGAUAACCGACCCAUUUAAGAUUUGGGUUUGAGUGGCUUUGAAUUUGGAUAAAAUGGAUGCUUGUUUUCUUUGAAAUCAUCUUUAAUGUAAUGUCCUGAUGACUUCAAAGUUUUAAAAGUCCCAUGUUUAAAUUGGGUGGAUUGAUUAAAAAACCUAAUCAUGAAAAUAUAAUUGUUUGUUUUCAUUGGCUCUAUCUUUGUUUGAUAGUUGGUUUUAUAAUAUCCCAUUGUUAGAAAUUUUUUUUAAUAAACAUUGGUUAUAAGGAUAUGAUUUAUAGUUGGAAUCUUUUUGACGCUGAUCCAAGUAAAAAAAAGGUGUUUUGUAUGUGGCAUUAUAAACAGCUUGGAUAUGUUAAUAUUAAACUUAUAAUCGUUUUUGUCAUUUAUUUCACAACGUAUUAUUUUGUUUGCCUUGGGAAGUUUAUGGGUAUUAUUUUGAAUCGGGUAAAAUUUGGAGUGGCUGCUAUUGUUGAUAAGGACUGAUUAGUCUUGGGCAGAUCUGUUCAUUUACCUGUUAUAGGUCGUAUGCGUCAAUUCUUGCGUUGAUCAGGUAAAUUUCCAUAUAGAGGUUGUAUGAAACUUCAACAGAUUAUUAAAAUUUUAAGUAUGAUUAACUUUUAUGAAUUUCAUAGAUUGAAAAUGUUCAGAUCAUUCAACCAUGACUUAGAUUUGUUAAUAUUUUAUUAUUUUGGUGUUUAUUCUGUUAAAUCCUAACCAUUUUAACUUCUUUGUUGUACAAAUAAAAGAUCUAUACUGUAUUUUGAAGUAUUACUAUAAUAAUUACUAUAUUUGAAUUUUAGGUUACUACUUUAUUAUAUAAUACACGUAUAGAAUUUUUGUAAUAGACCUAUAGAAUUUGAUUCCUUAAAGCUUACUUUAUAAGCUUAAUUAAUCCAAUCUUCAAUAGCAGGAUCAAACAAUACUAUCGUUUAGUUGUAGGUUCAGCAGACAGCACUAGGUCACCUUCAGCAAAAGAUGGUUUAACCAUAUGGGAGUAACAAAUGGUUUAACGCUAUGGGAAUUUCGGAGAUCUGGUAUUUGGAGGCACUCUUGGGAUACCGACUUCACUAAGAGCAACUAAAUGUGGCGUGUUCAAGAGUAAAAAGCAUGGGCAACUUAAAAGUUUUUAAAAUACUUUAAAACAUAUUAUUUAUUCUGCCCCGCGAAGUUCGCGGGUAUUAGCACUAGACUAAUGGGGUGACAUGUGAUCCGUAGCCCAUGUCCUUCUCUGAACGGGAGCACGUUGCUGCUAGGGUCACACAGGAGGAUGAUGACAAAGAUGAGUGGUUCAUCGUCAAAGUAAUUCACUUUGAUAGGGAAACACGAGAUCUAAAAGAGAAUGUCGUCGGAACGCUUUCUUUAAACAUUUUGCUGAGCCGCUACAAGACUGCAAUGCACCUGCUAGCACGCGAUCUAAAAUCAUUUGAAUUGAAGACAACUUUUGAGGAUGUUUUUCCGGCUGAGGCUACAAGCGUUGAAGAAUACUUGCAGCAGGCUCAUGAAAUGGCAAUGGUAUCCGUCGUUCAGGAAGCUCAGAAAGAUAAUCUCAGAAAUUUUAGUGGCUAUAUGAUGGCAGUUUUAGAGGAUGACUGCCAAAAGGAAAAAAAGGGAUUUUCUUCACAGUGUGAGCCGCAUUUCAAACGUAAACGAGUCAAGCUUCGGGGCUAGCUAAUAAGCCAGCCAUAGAUAAAAAGGCUGAAGCAUACGCUGAGGUUGUUAGGACUCUCAGUGAUGCCCGACAACGUGGUUUAACAUUUGAACCGGCUACCGCUUUCAAAAGUGCAUAUGAAAGUCUUGGUUUGGAUUCUUAUGGAGCCAGCUACAAAGUGCGGAUAGCCUCACCAGUGUAAUAUAAAUCCAUAAUGAUAUGAAAAUAGUGAAAUUGAGCUUUAUUCUAAGCCAAUAUAUAUAGGUCAAAUUAGAUAAAAUUGCAAUUAGCGAAGAAUGGGUUCUUCCUUGGCUACUCUUCGUCAACCAUGGGAAAGAAGGGUAUUCUGGUAUUCUGACAUGAGGCACACCGACAGCAACCGCUUUUCUAAUACUAGGAUUCCAAAUAGCAGCCUUGCCUCCGGGUGGAGAAAUACAGUACAAACAAAGCAAGCCAUGAGAGCUGCCGAUUACGAGAGGAUAUUGAAGGUUGUUAACCAAUGGGAGGGCAGUCACACAAACUCUGUGUUGGGGGAAAUUAUCAUCAUCAACAAAUGACACAUAUUCUUGCUUAGAAUCAUCUAAACUUUUAUACCUUACAAGCAGAUGUUGAUGUUGGCUGCUAUAAUGAGCAAUGAAAUCAGAGUUGUGGAUCAGAGACUUCCAUGAUUUGCAGACCGAUCGGAAUCGAAGCAACGAUUUGACAGGAAGCGUAUUCAAGAAUUCCUACUGGAUUUCGAAGGGUCUGUGGUCUGACAUAUUCAGAGUUGAAUUAUUAUGGAAUAUGAAUGAAUUUUAGGGUAUAAACUUCGUAGGGUUUAUAAAAGAUCGGGGGGGGGGGGGGAUUUGGUGUACGAUGAUUUCGGGAAACUUGGAGAUAAAGUUUUUAACCGUGUUGAUCUGUCAACAACCCUACCCAUCAUCCUCACUACCUUAAAAGGCUUUGUUGUACCUAACAAACCUCAUCUCCACACUUCAACUGGCAGUGUUGUUGCUGAUGAAAAAUUGCUUUAAACUCCACCUUUAAAAGGCUUUGUUGUACACACUUCUGCUGCCAUGAAGCUCAUUCCCCCUAUCAAACACCAAAAAACCCAAUCCCAACAAGACACUAGGCUUACUCAACAAAAAUGAUACACUUCGUUUCCUUAUCUCUUCAGUGGGUAGGCUAACCUCCAGCCUUGACAAACAACGCAGAAGCAAUUGCAUCUAUAACAUAUCUUCUAGUCAACCGGGUCAAAUUUUCCUUACAAUAGACCAUAGUCACACAGUUCGUGGUAUGCUCUGUUACGGGAACGGGAUCGGAAUUCACUAGGUCCCUAAAACUCGGUACGAAAGUGGGAAGCUCAUUUCGGAUCAUUCCGGUAUGAUGUACCGUAUAAUGUUGUAUGAUGUACCAGUUAAACUCCAUGCUAUUUUUUUACAUCAAUUUUCAUAAGUAACUUAAAGUCUGAUGUUUAAA
This is a messenger RNA of Helianthus annuus (common sunflower), 4277 nucleotides long. RefSeq names its product nuclear pore complex protein NUP93A-like. The record is from RefSeq and is a predicted model, not a curated record. The transcript is spliced from 12 exons. Gene Ontology annotation, molecular function: structural constituent of nuclear pore. Gene Ontology annotation, biological process: protein import into nucleus; poly(A)+ mRNA export from nucleus. Lineage: Eukaryota; Viridiplantae; Streptophyta; Magnoliopsida; Asterales; Asteraceae. Gene Ontology annotation, cellular component: nuclear pore. The coding region runs from base 2390 to 2839 and encodes 149 amino acids.